UGGGAAUCCGAUAGAACCGAACAUCGACAGGGUUGCAUUUGCCAAUAGUUUUCAAGUUUUGGGGCUAAUGUUGUUCCCCAAAUAAAAUUUUUACAUUAAGUGUGUGAGAACGCGAACGGUUGCCUGCUGCCUGCUUGUGGGUGGAAGCGAGUGCGCGAACAAAAAGGGCGAAACGCGAACGCGAAUAGAAAAGGAGCAGAAUUACACAAGUUGGAAAAACGUUUUUGAGACCGAAUAUUGAUUUUUUCAUAGAAUCAGUCGCGCGGAUGUUGCCGUUGUCCGUUUCUGUGGAAAGAUCAGUGCUGUGAUAGAUAACAGUAAAGAAAAGCAAUUGAAAAGCGUGCAGUAUUUGCCCACUCCACUGCUAGUCCCAAAGUCGACCCAUUUCUGCCAGGAGGAGAGACACCAACACCCCCACGCACACACAAACAGACACACGGCCCACCACGAGCGUCAGGAGGAAGCUCCGUUUGUUUUCGUAUUUCGUUUUGUUAAUCCGAAGACCCGAAGCAGGCUAAGUAUUCAAAAUUAAGGCAAAAAGUCAAGAGAGCAAACGAGCUGAAAAUAUUCAGACAAGAUAAGAAAAGACAGAGAAAUUAAGCAAUGCCCCAAGCAGAGGGCGGCUAUGUAUCGCUGCCGGCUGUGAAUGGCAAUGGCAGCGCCAUCUAUCAGUCGACCACCGAGCCCUCAGCCCCGCCCUCUGUAUUCGAGAGUGUCAAGCGGGUGAUCGGGCAGGCGAUCAAAUCGACGCCCGGGGACAGCGAGGAGUUGUUGCGCUCCGAGCGCCAGCCGGUCAUUGUUGGCGGUGUCAGACUCUCUUUCAGAGACCGCGACAAAACUGGUAAGACUCUGAACACCAAGAUGCCGUCAGCACCGACACACACUGCCGAGGAGGCACACCUGCUGGGCACCAUGCCCGUUGACCCCAUGGACGACAUCGAACUGCGCUCCGUGCAGCUGCACUUCCCGAACGCACGAGGCUCCAUCCUGGAGGCCUGCGACCAGCGCCGUGUGCCCACAGACAAGGGCGACAUACACGUGGCCAUACAGGGCGAUACCUCCAAGCCGGCCAUCGUCACCUAUCAUGAUCUGGGCCUAAACUAUGCCACCAGCUUCGCUGGCUUCUUCAACUUCCCAGUGAUGCGGGGCCUGCUGGAGAACUUCUGUGUGUACCACGUGACGGCACCCGGUCAGGAGGAGGGUGCCCCAGCAUUGCCAGAGGACUACGUGUAUCCAACCAUGGAUGAGCUGGCCGCCCAGCUGCUGUUCGUGCUGUCGCACUUUGGAUUGAAGUCCGUGAUUGGAUUCGGAGUGGGAGCUGGAGCCAACAUCCUGGCCAGAUUCGCCCACGGCCACCCGGACAAGGUGGGGGCACUGUGCUUGAUCAACUGCGUGUCCACGCAGUCGGGGUGGAUCGAGUGGGGCUACCAGAGCUUCAACGCCCGCUUCUUGCGCACCAAGGGCAUGACUCAGGGCGUCAUUGACUAUCUGAUGUGGCACCACUUUGGACGCAAUCCGGAGGAGCGUAACCACGACCUGGUGCAGAUGUAUAAGCAGCACUUUGAGCGUGCCGUCAACCCGACUAACCUGGCCAUGCUCAUCAACGCAUACAUCCAUCGCAACGACCUGCACCUGGCGCGCACUCCGCCAGGCACCCCGGGCACGGAGACGGCGGCCACCACGCUGAAGAUGCCUGUUAUCAACAUCACGGGUUCGCUCUCGCCGCACGUGGACGACACGGUCACCUUCAAUGGUCGCCUGGACCCCACAAACUCGUCCUGGAUGAAGAUUUCCGAUUGCGCUCUGGUGCUCGAGGAGCAGCCGGCCAAGCUGGCCGAGGCCUUUCGGCUGUUCUUGCAGGGCGAGGGCUAUGCAACGCCUCUUUCGACGCCGGCGAGCUCCCCGUGCGGCACCAAGUACCACACUUACUCCUCGAUAUUCUUCGCCAACUUCCGGGAGCAGCAGCAACAAGCGAGGGAGGAGCGCGACCGGGAACGGGAGCAUGAUCGCCAGAGGCAGCUAAAUCUCCGGAUUGGCAAUCGGCUACGGGAGACGGCCAUCAACUGUACCAACAACGGAUCUGGAGCCGAAGCCGGGGACAAUAACAACGCCGACGCCAGCGAGGAGGAAGAAGACCAGGAGAACGGAAACGGAAAUGGCAACCGUGCCUACGUCACCACAGACACAUCCGGCACACUCUACUACGGCACACAGAGCAACAAGAUACGCAUCACCGAGAACCCACUGCCCGAGCCGGUCAGCUCCUAGAUUGUUACGCCCUACUCCUACCCUUCCCACAACCAAGAGAAACCAAAACUACGCCACACUAAGGUACACUAAAUAGAUGGUCAGGCCUUAAUCCACACACUGUUAAUGUUGUUACAAGCGAAAAGAGAGCAGAAAUAAUCACAAAGCAACAGCAGCAGCAGCCGCAGCGCAGCGCAGCCAAGUCAAGCCAAGCUUCAAAGUAAACUUAAAAGCCGAGCCGUGCUCCAAGAGACACCCCACACUCCAGUACACACACACUCACCGCUAGAGAAAAGUCCCAAUAAUUACGUUAGCCACCAAAGAGAAUACGUUCUUGUUUUCGCUUUCCCCGAUUAUCGAUCGAAAGAGAGAAAGAGUGCGGAGAGGCUCUAUCGAGAUAUUUGUAAUUUACACUUUGUGCCUGAGCGUUACGCAUGCAGUACAUAGAACAUAGCCCCCACAAGACACAAGAACCCCCAACAUAUAUCCAGCCAGAUCGGUACGGAUUGGCAGCUUAGGAAUCCUUUUUUUGACGAGCUUGCUUAGUUGUUGUGAAACGAAGCGUAACGAAAUCAGAAACGAACAAUAUACAAAAAUAUACAUAUGUGUGCAUGGAUAUAUCCGUGCACACGGAUGGAUCGAUUAAGAUCACGAUGAGGUAACGUAACUCAAAGAUUAAAAGCAUUUUCGCUUAAUGUUAAAACAAAAAUUAAAA
Molecule: messenger RNA, 2962 nt
Organism: Drosophila pseudoobscura
Lineage: Eukaryota; Metazoa; Arthropoda; Insecta; Diptera; Drosophilidae
Gene: MESK2
Product: misexpression suppressor of KSR 2
Exons: 8
Coding region: 604-2268 (554 amino acids)
Biological process (GO): signal transduction
Cellular component (GO): cytoplasm
Source: RefSeq, a predicted model, not a curated record